AUGGCGUCUUCUUCAACUUCAUUUGUUCCUAAGAGCUUUAAAUAUGAUGUGUUUUUGAGUUUUAGAGGUGAAGACACUCGCACUAAUUUCAUCGAUCAUCUUUAUUAUGCUCUUCAGCAGAAAAACAUUUACACUUACAAAGAUGAUGAGCAAAUCAAGAAAGGGAAAAGGAUAAGCGAUGAGCUGAUUGGAUCAAUUGAAGACUUAAAAUUCCACAUCAUUGUUUUCUCAAAAAAUUAUGUAUCUUCGUCAUGGUGCUUGGAAGAACUUGUGAAGAUAAUGGAGCUUCACAAGGAGACCGAACAUACUGCUUACCCCAUCUUCUAUGAUGUGGAGCCCUCGGAAGUCAGAAAACAGAGCGGGGCAGUUGGAGAAGCCUUUUCCAAAUAUGAAAAGGAAGAGGCUGCUGGGAAAUGGAGAAAAGCUUUGAAAGAAGUGGCAAAUUUGGCUGGGUGGGAACUGAAGAAAACUUCCGAUGGGCAUGAAGCUAAAUUCAUCAAAAAAAUAGUUGAAGAGGUAUCACUAGAGUUGCGGUCCAUCAAUUUCAGCAUUGAUGAAAAAUUAGUAGGCAUGGAAACCCGGAUCAAGGAUGUUUUAUCAUCUUUAGGAGCCACUUCUUAUGAUGUCUGCAUGAUUGGGAUCAAGGGAAUGGGAGGUGGUGGGAAAACAACUUUGGCCAGAGCAGUUUUUGAUCAAAUUGCCUGUCAGUUCGAAGGUAGAAGCUUCGUUGAAAAUGUUCGGGAAGUUUCAAAUGUUUCUUUGUCCGGUUUGAAAUCCUUGCAAAGUCAAGUCCUUUCAGAUAUCUUAAAUGAUCAAGGCAUCCACGUUAGUAGUGUUUAUGAUGGGAAAAACAUGAUCAAGAGGAUGGUGCGUGGUAGAAAAGUUCUUGUUGUUCUAGAUGAUGUGGAUCAUAUCGACCAGCUUGAGGCGUUAGCCGGAGAUCCUACUUGGUUUAAGCCCGGAAGUAUAGUUAUCAUUACAACAAGAGAUGAGCAAGUGUUGGUAGCACAUGGAGUGAAGUUGAUUCAUAAUGUCAAUCUGUUAUUGGAUAAGGAAGCAAUAUGCCUUUUCAGUAGGUAUGCAUUUGGGAGAGAGAUUCCAAUUCAAGGGUAUGAAGAGUUGUCAUGGCGAGUUGUACGCUAUGCUGCUGGUCUUCCCUUAACAAUAAGAGUUUUGGGUUCAUUUCUAUGCGGUAAAAAUGAGCUUGAAUGGAUAGAUGCCCUAGAAAGAUUAAAAACAAUUCCAUUAACCGAAACUCUGAAAAAAUUGGAAUUAAGCUAUAUUGGCUUAGAGGAGGAUUACAAGGAAAUGUUUCUAGAUGUCGCAUGCAUAUUGAAAGGUCGGCCAAAAGACCAUGCAAUCAAAGUGCUUGAAAGUUGUGGAUUUCAUGCUAGAAAUGGUUUAAGAGUCCUUGAGCAAAAAUCUCUUAUAACUAUUAAUGAUAUUUCUGGUCGUGAGCGCGUGAGCAUGCAUGACCAUGUUGAAGAAAUGGGCAGGAAUAUUGUUCGUCGUUCACACCCAAAUAUGCCUUGCAAACAUAGCCGCUUGUGGACUAAAGAAGAAAUUGAAGAUAUAUUGGUUAAUGACUUGGGUACUGAAGCAACAAGAUGCAUGCGAUUCUACAUGUGGAGAGUCAAUACAGAGAUUGUUAUGAAAGGUCUCCAAAAGAUGAAGGAACUCAGACUUCUUGAUGUGUCCCUCAAACUUACUGAUGAAAGUAAACGUGAUUGUUUUCGGCGGAAUUGGGAACUUCAUAAAUUUCCAAAUACUCUACAAUAUCUUCGUUGGCACAAUGGCCCUUUUACAUCAUUACCCAAAAUAUCUCAAAAAAAUAAUCUUGUUGCCCAUGGGAUGGUACCCUGGGGAGGGGGAGAAAGAAAGAUUCUUACAAAGCUCAGAUUCCUUGACCUCAGUUAUCCAAUGUUGAGGACCCUUGACCUUGGGCUGACUCCAAAUCUUGAGACGUUGACUCUUGGAAGGUGUGGUGAUUUGGUAGAACUUCACAUGCCCGUUGCAUGUAUAAAGUUGAGAUUCUUCCACAUCAGUGAUUCAAAUUUGAGGACCCUUGACCUUGGGUCAGCUCCAAAUCUGGAGUUGUUACAUCUUGAUAAAUGUUGGGAAUUGGUAGAACUUCGCAUGCCCGGUAGAUGUCUAAAUCUCAGAUCCUUCAAACUCAAGCAUUCAAAGUUGAGGACCCUUGACCUUGGGUCGGCUCCGAAUCUCGAGCUGUUAGAUGUUGAUGAAUGUUGGGAUCUGAUAGAACUUUAUUUGCCCGGUGGAUGUUUACAUCUUAGAUCCCUCAAACUUGAGCAUUCAAAGGUAAGGAUCCUUGACAUUGGAAUGACUCCAAAUCUAGAGUAUUUAGGCCUUAAAAAUUGUUACGAUUUUGAAGAACUUCACAUGGCCCAUGAAUGUCAAAAGCUCACAUCCCUCCAUGUUAGUCAUUCAAAGUUGAGGAUCCUUAACCUUGGGCUGACUCCCAACCUCGAAAAGUUAGAUCUUGGAAAUUGUUUUGAUUUGGAAGAACUUCACAUGGCUAAUGAAUGUCAAAAACUCACAUCCCUCUACAUCAGUCAUUCCAAGUUAAAAACCCUUGACCUCGGUUUGACUCCAAAUGUCGAGAGGUUAGAUCUUAACGAAUGUUAUAACUUGGUAGAACUUCACGUUCCCAUUGGAUGUCUAAAAAAGCUUGUCUACUUAAACUUAAGUGGUUGUUUGAGGUUUAGAUCUUUUGUGUUUAAGAUAAACGAUUGUAGUGUGGAUGAAUCGCUUGAGGUUAGUCUUUUAGCUGAGUUACAUCUGAUUGCUGAGUCCCUGGAAAGAUGCCCAAUUCAUCCAGACAAUAAUUUACCAAAGUUUCAGUUUACAUGUUUUUAUAAAGAUGAUCUACCCUCAUUGACAAGAAAUCUUGAGAAGCUUGUUUCCUUUGGUCUCUGUUCAUGCACAAACCUUGAAGAAUUUUCAGCAAGCAUUUGUGGGUUACAACGUUUAAGAAAGCUUAAACUCAAAGGCGGUAUACCAGAGGCUCCCAAGGACCUUGACCAAUUAGGAUGUCUUGAAAACCUAAUUUUCUCGUCUACAAAGAUUAAACAUCUUCCAGAUAACAUAUGUCUCUUGAAACAUCUGAAAUCUCUCAAACUUAAAUCAUGUUGGCUUAUUGAGAAGUUACCUGAGAAUCUUGGCCAUUUAGAAUGUUUAGAGAAGCUGACUUUGUCAUCUACAAUGGUUAAUCAUCUUCCAGAUAGUAUUUGUAUGUUGAAACAUCUGAAAUCUCUCAAACUUAUAUUCUGUUGGCUUCUUGAGAAGUUGCCCGAGCAUCUAGGCCAAUUAGAAUGUUUACAGAAAGUAACUCUGUCAUCUGCAAAGAUUAAAUACCUUCCUUACAGCAUUUGUAUGUUGAAAAAUCUGAAAUCUCUCAAACUUAAGUACUGUUGGCUUCUUGAGAGGUUACCGGAGGAUUUCGGCCGAUUGAAAUGCUUAGAGAAGCUAACUUUGUCAUCUACAAAGAUUAGAUAUCUUCCAGAUAGCAUAUGUAUGUUGAAACAUCUGGGAUCUAUCGAACUUAAUCAUUGUACAUUGCUUCAGAAGUUACCUGAGGAUCUUGGCCAGUUGGAAUGUUUAAAGGAGCUAAUACUGAUGAGGUGUACAGAUUUACGAGUUCUCCCAAACAGCAUCUGUAAGAUGAAAUGUCUAAAACAUUUCCUGCUCCGCUAUUGCAUUCGAGUUGAGGGAUUGCCCGAGGAAAUUGGACAUUUAAGAUGUUUAAAAGAAUUAGAUAUAGAAGGUACAUGCAUAAGUCAUCUUCCACAGAGCAUUCUUUUGUUGAAAGGUCUGCAUGUUUUAGGGUCGAGAGCGCUUCUUCAGUCAUUUGGUUUAACAUCCGAGAUACAAACCUCAGAAGAUGAAAGGAUCUGCUACAUAAAGUUUGUAGCAAAGGAGGGGUUACUCUUGAACCAGGUACAAAAGUUGCCAUCAUCGAAAAAGGCAUUUGAAGCAGCAGUUUCUCAGCCACCUCCUCCUGCUGCUGAGGAGGUUGAGGAGAAACCAAAGCCAAAGGUCGAAAAUGCCCCUGUAAUGGAGAAGCCUAAGCUGCCUUCACCACCACCCAUAUAA
Messenger RNA from Lactuca saligna, 4113 nucleotides. The record is from the annotation of a GenBank genome assembly. NCBI's taxonomy places the organism in Eukaryota, Viridiplantae, Streptophyta, Magnoliopsida, Asterales, Asteraceae.